AUGGCCGCGCUGAAAUUGCCCGAUAUCGAUGUCUCUCGUCAGUUUACCAGCCCAGCAAACCUCACUGACAAGCGCGUCAUUUCCAGCGAAAUGGGCGCGGUGCCCCUAACGGCAUAUCGGCUCACCCACAGCGAGCUGCUUUCUCUCGUGAAUCUCGCGGCAGUUGGCGGUGUUAACCAGAUGGUGUUCCAUGGACAAACAUACUCCGGAAACUACUACGUCACCUCAUGGCCCCGGUAUAGAGCAUUCUUUUACCAAUUCUCGGAGAUGUACUCGGACAAGCAACCAUCCUGGGACCACGGAUUUGGGGACCUUCUCAACUAUACUGCUCGAGUGCAAUACCUCCAGCUGUCAGGUGUAUCGCGCACGGAUGUGGCAAUUUACAUAAGAUAUAUCUACAGUUACUUGUCGCCAGAGAACUUUGCCCUGCCUGAGGCUCGAGUUCACAAUGGGAUAUUUGCACCCGAUGGUCCCGCAUACAGAGCUCUCCUUAUCACCGGUGACAACAACAUGACCUUGUCCGGUCUGUAUUAUAUCCAGAAGUAUGCUCUAGGGGGCUUAACUGUGAUUCUAAGUGUCGAAGACCCAGGGGCCUAUACUCAUGGCAAUAGCGACAAGUCUGCCACUCAGAGAGCAAUUCAAACUCUUAAGUCGCGCAAUGUCCCCAGUGUCUCUGCUGUGCAGUCUAAUGGUACGUGGUACUCUACGUGGCGCGAGAACUCUGAGACCGGUACAGAUGAUGCAUUCGUGUUCUGCGAGACCAACGCCGGUGCUAUCGCCCAUAUCUCUGCUAGCAGGGUCAGCCAGUCCCUGGUCCUUUCCAAUGGGGAUCGCAAACAUCUCCCGUCGGCCGAGGUUGCAAGCUCCAACAUGCUCUCCGACUGGAUUUUGACAGCGGAGCAUUGGGAGGCACAGACUCCCAUCUCUCUUACCUUGGACCCAGGUCGAUGGAACUCAUCGGGUCUAGGCUACCACACGACUCAAUUGACCUGGCCGCCCACGAACGGCUCAGCAGAUGGCGCAUAUCUCGUUCUUUCCCCCAUUUCUCACACUGCUCGUCGUUAUGCAAAGGGAAAACAAUUGUCGCCUCUGGACCUCACGGCUCCCCGUGCGGAUAUCACAGCAUACCUACAAAAGGGUUCGAAUGACGUGAGUGUGGUGGUCCCAACGACGUGGAACUAUGCUCGCAGCAUCGCGGGUGACGUCGAAACAGUCACUGUAUCACUCUUGGGUGAGAAUGGGUCAGAUCCUCCCGGGCCUAUUCAGAACGACCUGAUUGGAGAUGUCAAGUUGGUGCCAUAUGUCAAAUACCAACUUGGCUCAUAG
Penicillium argentinense is the source of this 1326-nucleotide messenger RNA. RefSeq lists its product as uncharacterized. Bases 1 to 1326 code for a protein of 441 amino acids. The transcript is spliced from 6 exons. NCBI's taxonomy places the organism in Eukaryota, Fungi, Ascomycota, Eurotiomycetes, Eurotiales, Aspergillaceae. The record is from RefSeq and is a predicted model, not a curated record.